AUGACGAGCGUUAUCAGUCCUCUAACAUUCUCCUAUCGGGAAGGUGUGCGAGGGCAGCGGAAAUUUGGACCUAUUUCUUGUACGGCUAUUACUAGCAAAGAGUUUAUGCAAGAGAUAUCGGCUCUUAAAACUACGAGGGUGGAUGCAGAUCAAUUGAAGAAAGCAUACCGGAAACUGGCUCUCCGUUACCAUCCCGACGUGUGUGACCCGUCCUUGAGGGAAGAAUCCACGCGCAUGUUUGUUGAGCUGCAGAAGACGUACGCGAACCUGCUGGAUCAAGAAUCUCAGAAAACGGAUAGGUCAGAAACGAGGGGUAAGUGGGAAGGCCAGCUCUCGGAGCUGAGGAGACGGUCAUGUAACAGAGACGAGCAGGGAGAUGGGAGCUGGGGAAGCCGGAUGAGGGCAAAGCAACACGGCCCAUGA
Salvia splendens (bonfire salvia) is the source of this 423-nucleotide messenger RNA. Its product is annotated as chaperone protein dnaJ 20, chloroplastic-like. Lineage: Eukaryota; Viridiplantae; Streptophyta; Magnoliopsida; Lamiales; Lamiaceae. Gene Ontology annotation, cellular component: chloroplast. The coding region runs from base 1 to 423 and encodes 140 amino acids. The record is from RefSeq and is a predicted model, not a curated record. The transcript has a single exon.